Drosophila kikkawai is the source of this 2650-nucleotide messenger RNA. RefSeq lists its product as uncharacterized. The record is from RefSeq and is a predicted model, not a curated record. Lineage: Eukaryota; Metazoa; Arthropoda; Insecta; Diptera; Drosophilidae.
UCGGUUUUAAGCCAGCUGCUUUUCAACAUCAAAAUUCCGGCUAAAAUACGCAAAUUGCGCCUUUUAUCUUCGUUUAAUUUUGAGGCGACGAAAUGUCGACGACCAACGACGACACACCGCUCAAGAGCGACAAGGAUCUCGACUUAAACGAACUGGCCAAACGAGAGCUCUUCUCCUCGGACGUAGAAAUGGAAGUGCACGAAUCCGAUACGGAAUUCAAGGAAUCCAAUUUACCGUUAUUGGGUAAGUCGGACAGCGUGGAGACGAUUCCCUUUCGCCGGGACAGCGUGGAGACGGUUCCCUUUCACCAUGAAUCUGGGGAUGAUGCCAGGCCGACCAGCGUGGAGUCGGAGCCCCAUAGUAGAGCCAGCGCAGACAGGAAGAGGCGUGGAAAGGACAGUACGGAUACGGAACUCCAUAAGACGGGUCGCCGUAAGACCGACAGCAGAGUUCCUGAGACGAAAAGUACCUUGACCGAUUCGGAUGUGGAAAUGGUCUCAGCCAAAUCGGAUGCCAAAGAGUCGGAACCAACAAAGCAGGCGCGCCGCAGGAAGACCAAGGAGCGACCGGCACCCCCGCAAGCGCCACCGCAGAAGCUAAACUGGAAGCUGAACCUGCGUAUCUUGAUCUCUAAUUUGUACUUGAGCAGCGAGGACCGCCUGCCUGGCGCCUGUGUGCCCAAGUGUUUGCACAACACCGGCCAGUGUGUGGACAAGCACCGCAACUCCAUUCUGCCAGACGCCCCCAGCUUCACAGCCACUCAGGCACUGAGGACUACGCUGAAUGGUCAGCACUACGACACCUUCCUGGACAUCUUGGAGAUGAUGGUGCUGCAGUGUGUCUAUCCUGGCGACCGGAUCUUCGAACGGCUCUUAGACAUGACCAUGAUACUCAUAGCCAAGGACAUGAGCGUCAAGGAGCUGGGCGACACCUACAACAAGCUGAUACGCACCUUCUUCCUCCUGAUCGAUGCCUUUCCGCCCUGCUGGACGGCUCUGCGUCCCUACUACCUCAACUUCCUGGGCGUCGCAAAGCCCGCGGGGCGGGAAAAGCGCACGGAUAAUUCAACACCCCAGAAACUAAAGUUCUAUUUGGAUCUCCUUGAGGAGAACCUGGCUCAGUGUAGCGACGAGGACAUCCGCGAAAACACAAAGUUCUACGAGAAGUUCGUUUUCAAUUACUCCGAAGAGGAGGACGCCAACAUGUCGCAGGAGACGGUGUUCCUGCGUCACGUCCAUCAGUACGACUGGCUGAGUGGCAAGCUCUGCCUGGACGACUUCAAGAGGAUGUCGGCUUCGGUGCGCCUGGCCAGACUGUGCGACGUGCUUAACAUACUCACCUGGAUCCUGGAAAUGGAGUUUCUUUUGUGGCUGGACCACAAUCGCCUGCGCCAGGCGGAGUCCGAGUUCUUUCAGGAGGACACCAAGCCGUUUGUAUCGAUCGUCUUUGAAAUGACGGCCAGCACACGGCUUACCGACAUCGUUCGUCAGGUGAUGCGAUUGUACGGACUGGCGGCGUCCAAGUCCAUGUAUCCGGAAAGACAAAGGAUUCUCCAGCGCCUAAUAGUCCUCGCUGUGGAAGCUAGCAACACGGCGGAACUGAAGUAUGAGGAUAACAAGGCGAUAUUUCCGCAUCUGGGCCCCCAGACCCGCCUGCUGAUCGCUGAAUUCUUCAAGAUUUUCAAGUCAAAGAAUCCCAAGCACAUCAGCACAUACCUGAAGACCAUUCCGCAGCUGGCUCAGCCCUAUCUGCGCUACGAGUUCACAGAUCACUUUCUGCAGCUGUUCUACUUUCCCAAAAAGCUGCCCUUCGGUCCGGAGAAGGUUUGCGACGAGUUCACCGCUCGCCAGUGGGUGAAGUACAAGCCCAAGAGCGAAAUCGAAGAGGACGACGAACAAUUGUCGCGGGAGGAUUACCUCAAGUUGCUGCUCAAUGCGCUAAAGGACUACGACGCCUGGCUGAACCUCGCAGGCUUCUGGAAGUGCCUGAAAAACAAAAGGCAGGUGCAGCCAAUUCAGACGCGGACCAGCAGUCCGCUCGCCACGCCGGUGGGCGUGAUAACCGGCGACACGGGCAAGGUGUUCAUGCUGGACGAAAUGGAGGAGGAGGUGCACACCUGGAAGAAGCGCAUGGACACCAAGGUGAUUAUAGGCCGGCCUAAGGUUAAUCUACCGAUCGCCAGGAUCAAUACGGCCAAGAUGUGCGUGCGCUAUGGCGAGGAUGUGCGUCAAUUGCGCUACCUCCGCCGCCUGCUGCAGAACGAGGUGCAGAACGAAGAGGGGAUCGAUGUGUCCGAUUGGCUGAGCUAUCUGAACGCCUUCCUGGGCGACGAUGAGCCCAUGCCACAACCAGGGACUACGUCUGCCAACGAAUCGGAGGCAUCCUAGGCUAUCAUACUUGUAUACAUUAAGCUCACGAAAGUUCAAAUCAUGUUUAAGUUAUUCAGAGUUCAUUGAAGGAAGCGCUCAGCGGUAUCGUUUUGAAUAAGAUGCAUUAUUUUGCCAUUGUUUUCGUUUCUGUAUUUCUCCGUUGCAAAUAUAUAUAUAUAUUUAUGCGGUAACUAAAUACACAAUUACGUACACAUUUACAUAUAUAAAUACAGCUACUACGCUUGUACAUACAUUAAUAAAUAUAUAUGUAUAUAUGUGUA